Molecule: messenger RNA, 1699 nt
Organism: Saprolegnia parasitica CBS 223.65
Lineage: Eukaryota; Oomycota; Saprolegniomycetes; Saprolegniales; Saprolegniaceae
Product: T-complex protein 1 subunit gamma
Exons: 4
Coding region: 41-1633 (530 amino acids)
Biological process (GO): protein folding
Cellular component (GO): chaperonin-containing T-complex
Molecular function (GO): ATP hydrolysis activity; ATP-dependent protein folding chaperone; ATP binding
Source: RefSeq, a predicted model, not a curated record
UUGUUGUUAUUCAGAGGUCGCCGUACAUCUCGUCGCCAGGAUGAUGCAAGCCCCCGUCAUGGUCCUCAACACCAACACCCAGCGUGAGACUGGUCGCUCUGCCCAGCUCGGCAACAUCCAGGCCGCCAAGGCGGUCUCGGAGAUUGUCCGCACGACGCUCGGCCCGCGCAGCAUGCUCAAGAUGCUUCUCGACCCCAUGGGUGGUAUUGUCAUGACGAGCGACGGCAACGCCAUUUUGCGCGAAGUCGAUGUCUCCCAUCCAGCCGCUAAGAGCAUGAUCGAGUUGAGCCGCGCGCAGGAUGAAGAAGUCGGCGACGGCACCACCUCGGUCAUCAUCUUGUCGGGUGAAAUGCUCGUUGUCGCCGAGCCGUUCCUCUCGCGCCAGGUCCACCCCACGGUCAUCAUCCGUGGCUACCACCAGGCCCUGCAAAUGUGCUUGGAGACGUGCAAGCGCAUGGCCAAGAAGAUCGAUGUCCAUGACAAGAUUGCCAUGCGCAACUUGAUCCUCUCGAGCGUUGGCACCAAGUACUCGCCGCGCGUCGGCAACAUUGUGAGCGACUUGGCCUUGGACGCGGUUUUGACGGUCAUGCGCACGAACCCCCACACGGGCAAGAAGGAAGUCGACGUCAAGCGCUACGCCAAGGUCGAAAAGAUCCCGGGCGGUGAGCUCGAGGACUCGCGCGUCCUCUCGGGUGUCAUGUUCAACAAGGACGUGACGCACUCGAAGAUGCGCCGCCACAUCAAGAACCCGCGCGUCUUGCUGCUCGACUGCCCGCUCGAGUACAAGAAGGGCGAGUCGCAGACGAACGUCGAGCUCACGAACGAGCAGGACUGGAACACGCUUCUCCGCAUGGAAGAAGAGUACAUUGAGCAGCUCUGUGCGCAGAUCGUGGCCGUCAAGCCCGACAUUGUCAUCACGGAGAAGGGCGUGAGCGACCUCGCGCAGCACUACUUUGUCAAGGCCAACAUCACGUGCUUCCGCCGCCUCCGCAAGACGGACAACAACCGCAUCGCUCGCGCGACGGGCGCCACGAUCGUCAGCCGCGCCGAGGAGAUCCAGGAGAGCGACAUUGGCAGCAAGUGCGGCGUCUUUGAAGUGCGCAAGAUCGCCGACGAGUACUUUGCCUUUUUCGAGGACUGCAAGGACCCCGGUGCCUGCACGAUCCUCCUCCGCGGUGGCUCCAAGGACGUCCUCAACGAGGUCGAGCGCAACCUCCAGGACGCGCUCCAGGUCGCGCGCAACGUGGUGUUCGAGCCGCUUCUUCUCCCGGGUGGCGGUGCCACCGAGAUGCGCUUGGCCCACGAGCUGCGUCAGCGCGCGCACGAGAUUGAAGGCGUCGAGCAGUGGCCGUUCAAGGCGGUCGCGGAGGCCCUCGAGGUCAUUCCCCGCACGCUGCUCCAGAACUGCGGCGCCAGCGUCGUCCGUGUCAUGACGGCGCUGCGGGCCAAGAUUGCCGAAAACAACGGCGGGUACGCAGUCGACGGCGUCAAGGGCGCGGUCGUGACGACGGAAGAGCUCGGCGUCUGGGAGCCGUACCAGGUCAAGACGCAGACGAUCAAGACGGCGGUCGAGGCCGCUUGCAUGUUGCUGCGCAUCGACGACAUUGUCUCGGGCUUGGCCAAGAAGAAAUAGGUUUAAUACUACGUCAGGAAAAAGGAUUAUCAGCAGAGAAUAUAUAGGCACCAAAAUCGUUCUUGG